AUGACCGAUGCAGUGGAGAUGCAGAGUGAUGAGAUUCUGAUGGUCAUUUGGCUUCUGGGGAUGUAUGAGAUGCUCACUUCGGGCAGGCGCGAUGGCUCUUGGAUCACACACAUACAGGGUACACAGUCCGUGAUCGCACAUAGAGAUAAGAAACAUUUGACAGAUGGCGAUCAUUAUCUAGCUAUUCUAUGUAUGAAUAUGGUUAUAUACUACCUGGCCGAGGCUAAAUCCCCUCCAGCACACCUACGACAUUGGAUACAGCAGAUUCCAUUCCCAAAGGACUUCAAGAAACAACUCGUCUCCACCAUGGCUGAAGCAGCAACAGCAUGUGCAAACUUACGAGAGCGGGCAAUUCGCAGGGCCACCAACAACACUGACGACUUGAUCUCAGCCGAUCUCAUACUCGUGCAGGACGCGCUUGCUGUGGAUCUCAAGCUCCAAUCUUGGGGUCACUCGCUAGACCCCGACUGGUCACAUAUAUCAACACAUCCUAUCACCAAUGAGAACCGUCCAUCAUGGGUCAGAGAACUCCUCGCCUCCGCCGGUGCACCCGAGUACUCUACCCGAUACUCGAAUCGCCUCGCCGUAUGCGAUUGGAACAGCUGCCGAGCCACACGAAUCAGACUCCAUCAAGAGAUUAUCUCAUUUAUAUCCACGUUUCUGUCUCCGAUACAUGCUUUAAACACGAUCAAGUCGCAUAGUCUGGUACUGCUCAUCACUCUGGCCGACGAAAUUGCUUGCUCCGUGCCUUAUGCUCUUACCAUCUCACCCGAUGGUACAUCUGACCUUGCCACUCCGGAGGAAGUUCCUGGGGGCAGGACUUUGCUCAAAGAGCUCAGUGGUUUCGAACGAUACUGA
Messenger RNA from Penicillium subrubescens, 858 nucleotides. RefSeq lists its product as uncharacterized. Lineage: Eukaryota; Fungi; Ascomycota; Eurotiomycetes; Eurotiales; Aspergillaceae. The record is from RefSeq and is a predicted model, not a curated record. The transcript is spliced from 4 exons. Bases 1 to 858 code for a protein of 285 amino acids.